GAAAUUUUGAUGCUAUAUUGUUCACAAUUUUAUACAUAAGUACCCCAUACGAGGAAAAGGUGUACAAGCGAAAGUGCGUAGAGAGAAAUAGAGUGCCAAAUUAAAUCUUUCUUGGAAUUCCUGCUCCAGGAAUGGCGGGUCAGAGUUUAUCGACACAUGCAUGUUGUCUAAGGAUGCUGCUGCCUCUCUCCAGUGGCAGCCAGGUAUCCUCAGGCUGUAAACAGCGCAGCACCGUUAAGUCUCGGACCCCCCCUUUUCCCGAUCUCGAAUACUGUACACUCUGUUGGCUCUCGCUCCUGGAGGAUAACACGACCCUGCCUCGUGUGGAAUUCAGCUAACAAGGAUGAUGUCAUAUCUGGCUACCGAGGAUGUGACCCCGUUUGUAUUCAUUUUCUCCGAUGUGCACAGCUGCUGUGGUAACAGCUUGGGAGAUAGGUGAGGAGUUGAAUUGUCCAGAUGUCUUUACUGACGGUAUAAACAUCCUUACCUGCAGAAUCAACAAGACAGUCAUCGACAAUGGUGGUUGCCUUUCAAUGCAGAAGUCAGUAACAUUUGAUCUUACGAAAGACUCCACUAUAAGCACAGCAUGUCUCGCUGCUUACAACAGUCUAGAUAACUGCACUGGAAAACAGAAUGAAGAGCAAUGUUGGUGUGAUCAUAAGGAUGGAAAUAUCCUUGUCUAUAAAUUUUCUUUCCACUUCAACCGCACCAUACACAAAGGAGGACAAAUGGAAUGCAAACUUUGCAUUCCAUCUUCAAAUCAUCUUGCCACAACAGCCACUGGCAGCUGCAAAAAUUUCAAAGCAACUGAGAGACCUGUGAAUAGUAGAGCUGGACUAACUGUUGCUGAAAUUUUCAUUCUUUUUCAUGUGGCUGCUGUUUUUGUGCUAGGGCCUUGCUGAAGGUGUGGAAACACUGUACAAGAGCUCAGUGAGUGCUGUACUCCUCAACUACCAGGUGCAUAUGGUUGACCAUGGACGUGUAUGGAUGGACUGAUGUCUGUAUGCCGAGACUCACUCUUGGCCUCUUUCUAAGUAAUUGGCCGCUGUUAGUCUCGUCGAGCCGUAACAAAGAAUGUGAAUAAACUGGAAGUAAUGUCUUUUAAUGUCUCGUUUUAACAGUUAACUGGAAAAAAAUCGUCUGCCAGCAGUCCAGGGAUAUUAGUUCGUGGGUAGACCUUUAACAAACCGAUGGGUGCCCACUACGACUUGCACAGCUUAACAGCUUGGAGAACACACUCACACACAUAUGUACAUACAUGUACAUGAACAGACAUAGAAACACGGUCAUUAGCGCCUGGAACUCCCUAUCAACAAACAUACAAAAACAAAAA
Messenger RNA from Pomacea canaliculata, 1333 nucleotides. RefSeq lists its product as uncharacterized. The transcript has 4 exons. The coding region runs from base 399 to 902 and encodes 167 amino acids. NCBI's taxonomy places the organism in Eukaryota, Metazoa, Mollusca, Gastropoda, Architaenioglossa, Ampullariidae. The record is from RefSeq and is a predicted model, not a curated record.